UUUUUUUUUUUUCUCUCUUUCUCUUUUAACAAAAUGUAUUUUAAUAUUCCAAAAAGCAAUGAAAGAAAAAAAGGGUUAAAAAAAAAGGCUAGCAGUAGUAGCUUAGAGUCACUUACGACAGCAGUCAUGGCAGAAGAUCGCAUCUCUGAAAUCAUUCACAACUUGGACGAUCAUUGGGGCUCACCACCCAUAUUAACUCCAGAUACACUUGCUCAUAUACUUAAUCAUCAAUGGAUAAGCAACGUUCCCGUAGACGAACAAGAACUUGAAAACUGUAAAAGGUUAUUUCUCACAACAACAACAAAACGAACAUGAACAAAAGAGUGAUAUCAGAUUUGAUAAAAGAAUUAUACAAAACAAUACAAGUCAUCGAUACCAAAUCAGAAUUCGAAGUGACAAAGGAUCUAAAGAAUGAUCCUGUCCUACAAAAUUUCAUUUCUGCCAAAGAACAAGAAGAGCAGCCAGAAGAUGUUCUGGAGCAUCUCGUAGAGUUACUGAAAUACCACAAUACCACCACAACUUUGAAUCACGGUGAUCCAUAGAUUAUAACUUAAUAAACAUCAUUCUUUAUAAGACGUA
Molecule: messenger RNA, 579 nt
Organism: Mucor mucedo
Lineage: Eukaryota; Fungi; Mucoromycota; Mucoromycetes; Mucorales; Mucoraceae
Exons: 4
Coding region: 34-315 (93 amino acids)
Source: RefSeq, a predicted model, not a curated record